AUGUCUGUCGAUCUUGAUCCAAAGUAUAUCUACCGAGGGGUAUGGAGGAAUGUGGAUCGUGGAGCAAUCAUGGGCAAGACUCUCACGACCGAUUCACAGACUGGUGCAUUACUAGUCGCCAUUCUAGCUGUACUGAUAACCCUUGGUACUGCCCAUCUCUGGCAUCUUGUCUCCUUUGUUGUGUACCAGAUACGAGCAGAUGGACGUCCCAGGGACGGUAUGUUCCGGCAACAACAAGCUCUGUUGCGUACUCUCCCAUCGCCAAGUACGAUCAUGGCCGAUACAGUCAAACUAUGGUGGGCCUGGAGACGACACACGAAAAACCCCUUUCUGCGGAACCUCGUCCUGUUCUCACUGGCCUUGCUGACCACUGCCGGAACGAUCUCCGCCAGUAUCUUUUCGUCGUUCAUUGUGGAUAGCUCAGACUUGGUCGUUCUUGUUGACUCGCCAUUCUGUGGAGCUCCGUUGACCGACCGCCUGGCAGGUGGUGCUGGCUAUAUGAACGCCGUCUUGUCGGCAGGCAUCAAACUAGGUCCGCAAUGUCAGAAAGUGUUUGAUAAUGUCAACAACACCAUGCCCAAAGCAUGCGGUGCGUUUUACAAACACGCUAUUGGAAUGGAGGGCAACACAACCUUCGGGCCUUGUCCAUUUGCGAAGGAUAUGUGCACACCUGAAGCCCCAGAAGAGGCCGUCCACAUGGAUUCGCGUCUUUUGGAUGCCAACAAAGAUUUUGGCAUGAACUUGCCAGCCGACAGUCGGGUCCAAUUUCGAAGGAGGAGUACCUGUUCGGUCUUGUCUCUCAAGGGGCGUACGAAAAUCCAUAAUGUCUCGGAUCACUUCAUGGAGUUUGGUAGGACAGAGCUCAUGCCCGGUGAACAAGCAAUCUCCAUGAACUAUGGUGCGGUUGGCGAGAGAAACUUCACUACCAUGACCAGUCUUUUGAGAACAAACGUAACAUUCACUUUUGAUCAAGGCGGUCUAAGGUACUUUGCAAACUCGGGUCUUCCGGUCCCUAACGAGAUCGAUCUCAUUCCGGAGUUGCGGAGGAACGACGGCGACACUAUAUUGAAAACGAUUGGGCUAAACGGACUAAGAUAUGUUUUUCCAGUCGACGAUCCGCUGUUCUCAGCACACAAACCCUACACUGGUAUCCUCGCUCUCUCAGACACUGGAGAGGUUCGAAAUAUCACCACCUACUCACACGACGAUCCUCUGAAGGCGAUUGGUUGUCUACAGCAGUACCAAUUCUGCCACGCCCGUCCAUCUAAAAAAGACUUCUGUACCGACCUGAUCCCUCUGCCGGCAAACGCCACCGCAGGGGACUUUCCCUACGCAAACAAACUCCAGCAGACGGUCAUCCAGCUCUUCCUCAACACGAGCUACUACUUCGAUUCCUCCAACCCCACAAACGACUUCGCAGUCCGAAGCAUGGCUCUCCCACCCUCCAAGUCCAUAGUUCCUUACGUCGACGACGGAAUGUGGUAUUUACAGCUGCUCGGCUGGGAGAGAAGCAUAUGGGCCACGAUCCAGAUAGCCGUAAUGGACUGGGCCAUCGGGCCAAACGUGCGCGAGGGCCAUACUGGGAACUGGACGCGUCCGUCGACAGCAGCCGAGAAGCAGCUAUGCAAGAUGCAGAGGAUGAGGGUUUCGGGCCACGUCGUUAACAUCAACGUCUUUGCGCUCGCCUUCAUCAUCGCUUUCUCCUCCCUAAUCACCAUAGUCGAUAUCAUGAUCCUGAAAUUUCUCGUCUACCUCAGCCGCUUCCGACGUGCACUCGCUCCGCGCAUCGAUCGGUGGAUCCAAGACGGCAUAUGGCAACUGCAGCGACGGGCCUACGAAGGCGAGGGGUAUCGCAACUGGGUUAAUCUGGAAGAAGAGAUACCACUCACGAAGCAGGAGCAGAAGUUGAAGGAUCUGCCCAUUCUGUGGUUGCCGGGUAAGAGCCCUGAGGUUGGGCUUGGGGCGGCGUUUGCGUCGACGGAUUCGCUGGCUUCUCAACACACGCUACCGAUGGUUCGGGUGCGGGAUGAGGAGUCUACUGGGACUGCGAAAAAGCGUGGGGUGGGGUGGUUGAGGUUCUUUCGACGCUGA
Molecule: messenger RNA, 2091 nt
Organism: Dothidotthia symphoricarpi CBS 119687
Lineage: Eukaryota; Fungi; Ascomycota; Dothideomycetes; Pleosporales; Dothidotthiaceae
Exons: 5
Coding region: 1-2091 (696 amino acids)
Source: RefSeq, a predicted model, not a curated record